Molecule: messenger RNA, 1165 nt
Organism: Drosophila sulfurigaster albostrigata
Lineage: Eukaryota; Metazoa; Arthropoda; Insecta; Diptera; Drosophilidae
Exons: 2
Coding region: 135-551 (138 amino acids)
Source: RefSeq, a predicted model, not a curated record
UUCGUAUAUAUAGGGGAACGAUUCUUAAAAGUUCAUCACACAGAACAAGCGCAGCCAGCAGUCAACAUUCAACACUCAAAGCUCUCAAGCACUCAACCAAGCAUUCACCCAAAGGAUAUUUGAAUAUUACUAAAAUGGAAUUUACGCAAUUUUAUACAUGGUUAAGCCUGGUGUUCACCAUUAUCAUCUGCAAGUUGUCGGAGUGCAGUGCCAAGCCCACUUUAUACGAACUGGAUAGUUACGAGCACAGCUACGACCCCAGCUACGGUCACAGAAGCUAUGACAGCGGCGGCAGUGGAAAUACCUAUGCUCUAACAUACGGCCAGCCAAUAACAUCAGAACACCUGGAUAAGCUUGACACAGGCUAUUACUAUGUGGAUAACGGGUAUAUUGCUCCCGUUCCCAGCAGUAGCAGUAGCUCCAAUCAACGCAGUCUCAAUGCCUACAGCGGCGAUGUCCUGUCCGAUGGCUACAGGUUCGCACCAAUUGCCCGCUACAGGAGCACACGCACCAAGCGCAAGAAGCUCUUUGUGCCCAACUUCUUUGGCUAAGCACUCGGCGCACCGAAAAUGUCUAAGAAGUGUUAGACGAGAGUACAGACUGACGAUGAUGUUUGUUAUAUUAUACAAUUGUUUUAAUACCUUAUUUAAUUCUAACUAGUCUAAGUAUUGUGAUUGACACACCAACAAGUACCUUAUUUGUAUUUUAAUAUUAUAAGCAAUAAAAACAUUACAUAAAUUAAAAAAAUAAGACUCUUUAAAAAUACACUGUUAGACUUUUCGAGGCUUUUGUGAAAUAGGAAAUGAUUUCAUGCCUAACGUGACAUGUUUCAGCUUUUUUAAGAAUUAGUUUACUAAAGCAGGAAAUGAUUUCAUGUUUACUCCAGAUGGUUUUUCAUGUAAAGCAGCAUAAUACACUAUUUAAGUAAAUGUUUAGCGCGAAUUUGACAGCAAUAUGUUAAUUGGCUACUUAACUGAGGCGGCUAAAUAGUCAAAGCAAACAAAUAUGAGAAAUGCCUAGAAACAGUUUAAGUAACCAGUAAUGUUGUAGGCGAAUAUGUAUUAAGAAAGUGAAAACUAGUCUCUUAAAAUAAAAUUUAUAUUUAUAAAAUUUAUAUUUUAUUUUAAAAUAAAUUUUAAAAAUAAAUAAAUAUUUUAUUCAAAAA